ACACUUUUCCGUGACGGGCCUGGCUCAGUUCCGGCGGGUGUGGUUGGUGAACGAGGAAGAGGCCAAGGAGCUGAUCCGGAAAGCUCUGGAAGCCGAUCGGCUCAUCCACGUCCAGCAGCUGGGAAUUCCCUGGGAAGAGCCGCUCCACUGGUUCCUGGAAAACGUGGGACCCUUGGGAGAGAAGCCGGAGAAGAGGACGGCCCUCCGGGCGGCCCGGGAAGCGCUGGAAGAGGAAAACUCCGGAAAACCACCCGAGGACGGAAAAGCGAAGAAAAAGAAAGGCUUCUUCCCCCCUCCCAAUCCCUCCGUGUCCCCCCCCCGCAGGGACGCCGCGGCCGCGGCCGCCCGGGAAGCCCUGGAUAUCCGGGAUUCCUCCGGAGACGCGGAAUACUGGGAAGCGCUGGCCCACGUCAUCCCGGAGCCCAAGCUGAAACUCUGGGAUGCUCUGGAUGCGGCGCUUCUGGAAUACCACCGUGUCCUGAGCCGGAGAGCCGAGCUCCUCUCCCAGGCCACGCUCCUGCAGCAGCAGAACUCGGAGCUGGGAAUGCUCCUGGAGGAAUAUCUGCGCUCCAAAGCCAGCGGCUGAGCCGGGAAUUCCGGCCCCUGGAACCGGAUCCGAACGCGUGCCGAGGAAUCGCUGGGAAUGGGCGGG
Molecule: messenger RNA, 652 nt
Organism: Manacus vitellinus (golden-collared manakin)
Lineage: Eukaryota; Metazoa; Chordata; Aves; Passeriformes; Pipridae
Gene: DRC1
Product: dynein regulatory complex subunit 1
Exons: 4
Biological process (GO): cilium-dependent cell motility; regulation of cilium movement; axonemal dynein complex assembly
Cellular component (GO): axoneme; axonemal dynein complex
Source: RefSeq, a predicted model, not a curated record